GCUUCCUGGUGUGUAACUGAAGCCGAUAUAUAUAAUAUGGGCAUUAAUUAUAUAAUAGUUCUCCUUUUAGCAGGAACGCCUUGUAUGUCUGGAUUUGUUUGUCCCAGUGCAUACUUCAGACACAAUUGUGCUAAACGUUGCAGUAACAACUGUGUUCAUGGAAAAUGCAACAAUGUAGAGGGGACAUGCGAUGUAGGUUAGAGGGUUACAUCGGGACAAGGUGUUUCAAUGCAUGUCAGGCUGGGUAUUAUGGGGAAAACUGCGCUAAUCUUUGUCCAGCAACCUGGAACCGUACAUGUCACCAUGUACAUGGAUCUUGCUCUGAAGAAAACAAAGAAACCAAUCCUGUUGCAGACAUGACUUUCAAUGCAACUUUGGCAGUAGUGAUUAUAAUUGCAGUAGUCGUAUCCAUUAUAGCUGUAGUUGGCAUUAUAGUAAUCAUAAGAAGGAAUAAACUAAACUUAUUCCACAGGCCUAGGAAAGUUGAACAACCCCAGGCUCAGCAAAAUGAAGAGAGAAAUGUGAGACAUGGCGAUACUCACAUGCAGGAUGGAAAUUCAUUUUAUGAGGAGUGCUUGGUAGACAGUGGAUUUGCGCACAUUCGAAAGCUCUAUCGACGCUCUGGCAUUGAUUCUCUUGCACAGUUCUUCACACUUGUAAACAAAUCGGCCUCUUCAAAUGAAGCAGUAUCCUAUGAUGACACUUGGCAAUGGCGAAACUGGAAAGACUUUCUUUCUACUUACUUUCGCCCUGUGAAGAGGAAUGAUGUUGGGCUCAGUUUCGAUGAAUUAUCAAGAGAUAAAAUCGCCACACAGUCUAAAGUCUUUGGAUGUAUUCCUCCUUGUGGUCCAGAAAAAGCGAUUGAUGGCGAUAUUGAAACAUGCAUGAAGAAUGACGCUAUAGGUCAGAACUCUCCUGAUAAAACCGUAUGGUGGACUAUAGAUCUUGGAUCGAAUUUGAACAUUUACAGCAUCAUUGUGUAUUUCAGAGAUUAUGGAGAUUACGAAAUGAGGCAGAGAGGUCGUUUUGCUGGAUUUUCCCUUUAUAUAUCCGAUACUCCGAACAAAGAAGAUGGAACUCUCUGUUACAAGGACGAACUUCCAUUACCUCCCUUGGAGUUUAAUACAACGUGUAUAGGAUAUGGUCGUUAUGUUAUCUAUUACAAUGAAAGACUGGACGGAGUUACAUAUCCUAAUGGAUACGUAACAAAUCCCAUCACUGAGUUAUGUGAAGUGAAAGUUACAGGAUGUUCAAAAGCUGAAGUCUAUGGAAGUAACUGUAGUAUACCCUGUCCAACCCACUGUCAAGACCAGCGAUGUAAUAUUGUAAAUGGAACGUGUUUAGGGUGCAAGCCUGGAUAUGAAGGAGAGAUGUGCAAAACCGAAUGUCCAGGGGGAUUGUACGGUAAAUUGUGUAAAAGACAAUGUGCAGGACAUUGUAGGGGAAAUAGGACGUGUGAUCACGUGACCGGUAAUUGUAAGGAAGGAUGCGCAGCGGGAUGGAUAGGAAAGCAGUGUGAUCAAAAAUGCAAGGAGGGGACUUACGGUGAUGGAUGUGCUCAUAACUGCAGUGUCUACUGCCUUGAGGGUAACACCUUCUGCAACAACGAGAAUGGUCACUGUGAAAAGGGUUGUAAUCCAGGAUAUGAAGGAAAUCGUUGUACCAAAUUUUGUCAAAGUGGAUCAUUUGGACAAAAUUGCAGUAAACAUUGUAGUGAACACUGUAACGGUAUAUGUGACAACAUAAAUGGAACCUGUUCAGAAGGAUGUUCCAAAGGUUACACUGGCAUAAGAUGUUUUGAUAGAGAAGAGGCAGGUCUUCAGGUUUUAAAUGCAUCGUCUUUGAAUGCAAUAAAUUUGGUUGUCGUCUUGGGUGCAUGCUCUGCUGCUAUCAUCAUUUUUGCACUGACUGUCAUUUUCAUAAGGUUAAAGAAACAAGCAGGAAUAAAACUCCUGAAAAAGAUGGAAGUAACAUUAAAAGAAACAAGCUCUACGAUGGAACUUAUACAGAAAGAAAAAAGCAACAUACAAGCACCAAAUAAUCAGAACCGAGUGGAUGAUGUACAUCACACAGCUAAAAAGGGCCGUCCAACAAACAAAAUUAUACCCGUGAGGAAUUUAAAUACAUUUAUAACCAAGAUGUCUGCUGCUGAGAAUGCUGGAUUUAAGCAUGAAUAUCAUGUACGACAAUAUAGGUGUACUUAA
Molecule: messenger RNA, 2204 nt
Organism: Saccostrea cuccullata (small rock oyster)
Lineage: Eukaryota; Metazoa; Mollusca; Bivalvia; Ostreida; Ostreidae
Exons: 16
Coding region: 165-2204 (679 amino acids)
Molecular function (GO): scavenger receptor activity
Source: RefSeq, a predicted model, not a curated record